AUGGGAGAGCCUCGAGUUUUUAUCGGCGAAAUUACAUUUAUUAAAAAAACAGCGAGACCCGCGGGUUUCUCUCCCUCUCCUCCUCCUCCUCCGGGCCCUGGGAAAACCAUUAAUUCGGAUUUUGGGAGGGAGAUGGGGUUUAUAAACAGCCAGCAGUGCCUGACGUCCCUCCCCGCUGUCCUGGAGGCGUUUCAACCUUCAUCAAUCAAGGACUCGACGUUCGUUCCUCCUCCUCCUCCUCCUCCUCCUCCUUUCCAGCCGAGAUUUCUGCAGAGCGCCCGUCCCUGUUCCGGGAGAGCCCGAGCGGAGAAUCCCGCGGGGAGCCCCGGCCCGGCGGAAUUCCCGGGGAUGAAGGAGAAGAAACCGGCCCGGAGACCCGGGAGGGCUCCGCGAUCUUCAUCCCCGCCAUCCUCAUCCUCAUCCUCACCCUCAUCCUCCUCCUCAUCCUCCUCGCUGCCGCUGCCCGCCGCAGGAGCUCCCGCAGACCCGGACGGCAGCAGCAGCUCCCGCCGGCUCCGCACCGCCUGCACCCACCCGCAGCUGCUGGAGCUGGAGAAGGAAUUCCACUUCAACAAGUACCUGACGCGGGCGCGGCGGGUGGAGAUCGCGGCCACGCUGGAGCUCAACGAGACGCAGGUGAAGAUCUGGUUCCAGAACCGCAGGAUGAAGCAGAAGAAGAGGGAGAAGGAAGGGCUGGCCCCGGCCGGGGCGGCCAAAGCAGCGGCGGAAACCUCGGAUCAAUCCUCCCCCGAGGCCUCCCCCAGCUCCGGCUCCUCCUGA
Oenanthe melanoleuca is the source of this 780-nucleotide messenger RNA. RefSeq names its product homeobox B2 (gene HOXB2). The record is from RefSeq and is a predicted model, not a curated record. NCBI's taxonomy places the organism in Eukaryota, Metazoa, Chordata, Aves, Passeriformes, Muscicapidae. Gene Ontology annotation, molecular function: DNA-binding transcription factor activity, RNA polymerase II-specific; DNA binding. Gene Ontology annotation, biological process: regulation of DNA-templated transcription.